Molecule: messenger RNA, 2098 nt
Organism: Theobroma cacao (cacao)
Lineage: Eukaryota; Viridiplantae; Streptophyta; Magnoliopsida; Malvales; Malvaceae
Product: protein SHORT INTERNODES-like
Biological process (GO): positive regulation of DNA-templated transcription
Cellular component (GO): nucleus
Molecular function (GO): DNA-binding transcription factor activity; DNA binding
Source: RefSeq, a predicted model, not a curated record
UUUUUCCAUUAUUUUCUUUUUUUGGGGUGUUGGUUUGUUCAUCAGAUACAAGACAGAGAGAGAGAGAGAGAGAGCAAGCUGCUGCUUAGCAUAGUUAGAGGCUGAAAGAGAAAAACAGAAAGAAAAGAAAAGAAAAAACCCUGCAAGAAAUCAGAGAAAAGAGAGAUGGGUUAUGGGAAGACUUAAAUUGGGUUAGCAGAACAGAGAGAGAGAGAGAAAGGCAUGGCGGCGUUGGCAGAAAAGAGAGCUGUAAUUCUUGUGUUGUGUCUUAAAUGCCUUUGCAACGACAGCAACGACAAGUAAGUAAGCCAGGCAGACGCAACAGGCAGCCAGCAAAACGAAAUUCGUCAAGGAAAAAGGAGACGGUGGGAGAAGAUUUUGCUGAGGAGAGAUUUUACAUAAGUUGGAAAGGAAGAGAGAAUUGGAAAGAAAAAGGAAGGGUGGGUGGGGGGGCGAAGGAAGAGACUAUAAACAACUGCUGCCUUUCCUUCCAACUGAACCUGACGUCUGUCCUCUUAAUCCAACCAGCUUCUUUUUUUUUGGGAAGCAAUUAGUGGGGGCAGCAACCCAAACAAAAACAACACGAAAAAUACUAGGAGUAAUCAACAGCAACUACUCACUUUCAGUUCAAGACUUCACUUUUGUUUUUUGUGUUUGCUUUUUUGGGUUAAGAUUGUUAUUAGACAGAGGGAGAGUGUAGCUGCAUAAUAGGUGUAAACACGUACGGAAGGAGGAGAAUUACCAAUAGCUGGGGAGGGGAAAAAAGAAGCACAAGGAAGGGAUAAGAAUUCGAAAGAGUACCCAUUUGGAAAGAUUGGGUUCUACAAUCAAAAGAGGGAGUGAGUUUCUGAUAUGGAUUGUCAGUUACAAUUGAGGUUUGGGAGAGGUUUAGAGGAGGAACAAUGGCUGGGAUUUUCUCACUAGGAGGAAGAGGAAGCAACAGCCAGGAAGAUCAACAGAACAAUCCACCAACAGAAAUCCCACCUGAGAGCUGGUUUUGGUACAAAAAUGAGGACAUUUCCUACAAGGGUUUCGAACUAUGGCAACAACAAGAACUUUUCCAACGCCACAACAGUAGCAGCAGCAACAACCCGCAAGACCAUCAUCAACAGCAACAAGAUCUUUAUUCGUCAGCAGCUGGGUUAGGGGUUGGACCUAGCAGGAGCUCAAUCAACGUCUCUGAUGAUUCCUCGUCGAGAUCGGCUUUUAUGAUGAUGAGAAGUAGUGGGGCAGGAGGAGUAGGCAUGAGUUGCCAAGAUUGUGGCAACCAAGCUAAAAAAGACUGCCCUCACAUGCGGUGUCGAACUUGUUGUAAGAGCCGAGGAUUCGAUUGCCAAACCCAUGUUAAAAGUACUUGGGUUCCUGCUUCCAAGCGCCGUGAAAGGCAACAACAACUUGUUGCUUUGCAGCAGCAGCAACAACAGCAACAGCAACUCCAGCUUCGUGGUGAGAAUCCCAAAAGACAGCGAGAGAAUCCAACAUCUUCUUCCCUUGCCUGCACUCGUUUACCCGCAAACGCGUCAGGGUUAGAACUGGGGAAUUUUCCGGCAGAAAUGAACUCUCCAGCGGUGUUCAGGUGCGUUAGAGUGAGUAGCAUUGAUGAUGCUGACGAUCAGUAUGCUUAUCAGACGGCUGUGAACAUUGGAGGGCAUGUUUUCAAGGGACUUCUUUACGAUCAAGGCCCUGAAAGUGGCUAUAACAACAUGGCAGCAGCUGGUGAGAGUUCUUCUGGCGGCGGGGUUCAACCGCUGAAUCUUAUCACUGCUGGCCCGACAGCCGCCGCCAACACGGGUACCAUUGCAGCUAACGCCAGUGGCGGUAGCGUAACCGCUGCUUCUUCUUCAUCGACCGCCGCAUUUUUAGAUCCUUCCUCUCUAUAUCCAACUCCACUCAACACUUUCAUGGCUGGUACGCAGUUUUUCCCACAUCCAAGAUCUUGAAAAAAACACAAAAAAAAAAAAACACCAGAGUCUUCUUCUUCUUUCUUCUACGUCUCUUCUUCUUCCUCUUUUUUGUUUUUCUUGUUUCUAGCUUUGUUUCUCUAAUCUUGUCAACUUUCUUGACAUUUGAUGUUAAUGAAGUACUACAACAUUUGAUA